Molecule: messenger RNA, 8600 nt
Organism: Boleophthalmus pectinirostris (great blue-spotted mudskipper)
Lineage: Eukaryota; Metazoa; Chordata; Actinopteri; Gobiiformes; Gobiidae
Gene: usp19
Product: ubiquitin specific peptidase 19
Biological process (GO): protein deubiquitination
Molecular function (GO): cysteine-type deubiquitinase activity
Source: RefSeq, a predicted model, not a curated record
ACGUGAACGCGCAGCCGGCACAGUGCGCGCUCCCGGAACAGGUGCACGAGGCGCGCGCCCCGAGCAGCGGCAGAAACAGAAACAACAGAAACACGAAGAGAAACACGAAGAAACACGGACAAAUACACCGACAUAUGUGCGCUCUGUGGACCAGAACCGACCCGGAACACCUGCCUGACCCGGAGUAACCCGAACUGACCCGGACUGACCCGGACUAACCCGGACUCACCCGCGCCGACACCGGACAUUUACCACAAGGACUCAACAUGAACCUCCAGCCGCGGUCCAACCCGAGCCCGGGCUGAGGAACCGACACCCGGAGCACGGACCCGGAGCACGGACCCGGAGCACGGACCCGGAGCACGGACCCGGAGCAGAGUCCCGGGGAGAGCGCAGGAGAGACUCGGUGAGAGCGGGGCAGAGCAGGGCAGAGCAGCAGGAGAGUCCCGGGGAGAGCGCAUCAGAGCGGGCAGAGCAGCAGGAGAGUCCCGGGGAGAGCGCAUCAGAGCGGGGCAGAGCAGCAGGAGAGUCCCGGGGAGGAGCUGCGGCCUGCGACUCAGAGCGGCUCUCGGCCCCGGUGUGCCCCGCGCCGCACCGGCCUCUGCCCGGACCGGAGCUGCGCAGACCCACCCCCGUCCUUUCCCGUCCCUCCUGAUUCCGCGCUGGGAAAGUCCUCACCCGAAUCAUCGCCAAAAUAGCCGGGCCGAGCAGGAAGAGGCAACCCUCCGAUUCAGAGCCCAGCAGCGGAAGUGAGAGCGGCGACGGGCGGCCCGUGAGCGCCAAGUGCCCCAAGAUGGACGCCAGCGCAGGAGGAGGAGGAGGGGGCAGUGGAGGAGGUCGGGCCCAGCACAGAGCCGGGCCCCUGGACCACAGCUCCAGCAAAAAGAAACAGAAAGAUCGAGUGAACCAAGAAAGUCGAGAGGCCAAGAGAGCCACAGCCACCGAGCGGGUCAUCGCAGAGGUCAAGAAAGAUGUGUUUGUGGACUGGAAGCAGAAUGCCAGUGAUGUGAUUGUGCGUCUUCGUUGUGGAGACGGAGUCCAGAGCGCCGACGACGUGAGCAGCAGCUUCAGCGACACACACGCUCUCGUCAGCUUCCCCGAUGGGCGUGAGUGGAGCUGCCUCCUGCAGGAGGAGAUUGAAGCUUCGUGCAGCAGAGUCCAGUACAAAGAGAAGACCGGACUCCUGCACCUCGUCCUGCACAAGAAGAUCCCCUUCCACAUCUGGCCCUCACUCAUGUCCAAUAAAAAGAAGGAGGCCCUGCACAAGCCUGAGUCCACUGGGCCCUCAGAGAAGAACAAAGUCUCCCAGGCCAAAGUCCAGUCCUCCUCUACUUCCCUCAACCAGACCCAACAGAACCAGACCAAACAGAACCAGACCCAACAGAACCAGACCCAACAGAACCAGACCCAACAGAACCAGACCGGUGUUCUGAAGAAGCCUGAGUCCACUGGCCCCUCAGAGAAGAAUAAAGUGUCUCAGGCUAAAGUCCAGUCCUUAUCUCCUCCUCCCAACCAGACCCAACAGAACCAGACCCAACAGAACCAGACCCAACAGAACCAGACCCAACAGAACCAGACCCAACCAGACCCAACAGAACCAGAGCCGCCCCGGGGAGCAGAGGAGCAGCAGUCGGUUGACCGUAAACGUGUCCCUCAGCCCAGAGCAGACUCCACAGAGACCAGCAGGACGAACACUGAUAAUAAGACUGUGUCAGAGCAGCUCACAGGGUCAAUGGAAUCCACAGAGGCCCCUGCCCCCCCGCCGCACCUGCCGCCGCACCUGCCGCCGCACCUGCCACCGCACCUGCCACCGCACCUGCCCGCUGGACGGAGCACGCACAUGCAGGAGGAACACGCGGCUCUGCCUGAAGACUCCUCCCACAGCAGCACUCAGGGAUCAGACGCUCCAAACCAGGACCUGGAGAUGAGGACCUCCCCGUCACCUCCAGGGGGCGACGUGCAAACGGAAGCUCUCGGCGCCGAGCAGCAGGGGCCCGACAGAGAGCAGGGGUCAGAGGUCACACAGGACAGAGGAGACGGCGAGGAGGAGGAGGAGAAGAGCGACCAGUGCAAAAAGGAGGAGCCCCCGGCUGACGCGCUCCGACAAGAAGCGCCGGAGCAGAUGGUGACGCUGCAGCUGGUGAAGAACGACUCGUACGAGAAAGGCACCGACCUGAUGGUGGUGAACGUUUACGUUAAAGGAGUGUGCCGAGAGUCUGCCAGGGUCAUCUUCAGAGAACAAGACUUCACCCUCAUCUUUCAGACCAGUGACUCAAACUUCCUGCGUCUUCACUCGGGCUGUGGCCCCAACACCGUGUUCAGGUGGCAGGUCAAACUCAGGAACCUGAUCGAGCCGGAGCAGUGCACGUACUCGUUCACUCCGUCUCGUCUGGACAUCGCUCUGAAGAAGAGACACAGUCAGCGCUGGGGAGGACUGGAGGCUCCCACCACACAAGUGGGGGGUGCAAAGGUGGCUGUGCCCUCUGGUCCUGCGUGUUUGGAGAAGAGUCAGCCGGGCAGCAGCCAGCACAGCCUGCCCCCCUCAGAGGAGCCUCCCCGCGGGGUCGAAGACAAACCCAAAACCCCCAAAGCUCCGGCGCGAGUGGAGGAGAGCGGCCUGGACUCUGUGGCUCCUCGCUCCGAACACGUGUCCCUGAAGAGCGAGCAGCCGGUCACCACGCCCAAGCCCACGUGCAUGGUCCAGCCCAUGUCCCACGCUCCGGCCGUCAGCGAGGCUCGAGAGGAAGAGGAGGAGAGGAAGGUCUGUCUGCCCGGAUUCACUGGACUCGUCAACCUCGGCAACACCUGCUUCAUGAACAGCGUCAUCCAGAGUCUGUCCAACACCAGAGAGCUCAGGGACUACUUUCACGACCGAGCGUUUGAGUCGGAGAUAAACUGUAAUAAUCCUCUGGGGACGGGGGGACGUCUCGCCAUCGGGUUCGCCGUCCUGCUCCGAGCGCUGUGGAAGGGGACGCACCACGCCUUCCAACCGUCAAAACUCAAGGCGAUCGUGGCGAGCAAAGCGAGUCAGUUCACGGGUUACGCGCAGCACGACGCUCAGGAGUUCAUGGCGUUCCUGUUGGACGGACUCCACGAGGAUCUGAACCGGAUCCAGAACAAACCGUACACCGAGACCGUGGACUCGGACGGACGCCUGGACGAGGUGGUGGCGGAGGAGGCGUGGCAGAGACACAAAAUGAGGAACGACUCUUUCAUCGUGGAUUUGUUUCAGGGACAGUUUAAGUCCAAACUCGUGUGUCCCACCUGCUCCAAGGUGUCCAUAACCUUUGACCCCUUCCUGUACCUGCCGGUGCCGUUGCCUCAGAAACAGAAGGUGCUUUCUGUUUUCUACUUCGCCAAAGAGCCUCAUAAAAAACCUGUCAAGUUCCUGGUGAGCGUGAGCAAAGAGCACUCAAGCACCGCCGAGGUCCUGGAGUCCAUCUCACGCAGCGUCAGGGUCAAAGCCGAGAACCUGCGUCUGGCCGAGGUGGCUAAGUGCCGGUUCCAGCGCGUCCUGCUGCCGUCUCACUCCCUGGACACCGUCUCUGCGUCGGACAUGUUGUUCUGCUUCGAGGUUCUCUCCAGAGACCUGGCCAAAGAGAGAGUGGUGGAGCUGCGCGUGCACCAGAAACUCCAAGUCCCCAACAUUCCCAUUUCGAAGUGCGCCGCGUGUCUGAAGCCGCCCGUGUCCGAGGAGGACAAACUGAAGAGGUGCACGCGCUGUUACCGCGUCGGAUACUGCAACCAGGUGUGUCAGAGAACCCACUGGCCCAACCACAAGGCUCUGUGUCGCCCGCACACCGAGCUCGUGGGUCUGCCCUUCCUCAUCAGCGUCCCCGAGUCCAGACUGACCACCGCCAGGCUCACUCAGCUGCUGCAGGGCUACUCCAGGUUUUCAGUGAACGUGUUCCAGCCUCCGUUCCAGUCUGGACGUUUGUCUCCGGAGAGCUCCCAGAGCCGCUCGGACCUGCCCCCGCUGUCUGUGCCCUCAGAGGGCUCAGAGGACGAGGCCAUGGGCGAGAGCUCCGGAGAACCCGGAGAACCCGGAGAGGCCGAAGAGCAGGCAGAGUGUGCUCAGGCCUCGGCGCUCGUCUCUGGGGACGCUCAGCCCCUGUCCUCCCCCUCCACCGUCACAGACUCUGGAGUCUCUGAGCUCAGCUCCUCGGCCUCCUGCUGCUCCGACCCUCACGCAGAGAAGGAGACGUCCUGUGAAAAAGCCGUCAGGCCAGAAGCGGCUGUCACUGGAUACCAGCACUCGCCUGAGGCUCUGUCGGGCCAGAGUCAGUUCUACAUCUCCAUCCUGGACUCCAACAACAAGGAGCAGAAGCUGGAGGAGAGAGAGGACAGUCUCCUGGACCUGUCUGAGGACUGCACUCUGGAGCUGGUGUGGAAGAAUAACGAGCGUCUGAAGGAGUAUGUUCUGGUGAGCUCCAAAGACCUGGAGUUUGAGGAGGACCCGGGCUCCCUGAGUGAGACGUCCAGAGCCGGACACUUCAGUCUGGAGCAGUGUCUGAACCUGUUCACUCGCCCGGAGGUGCUCGCCCCAGAGGAGGCCUGGUACUGCCCCAAGUGUCAGCAGCACAGAGAGGCGUCUAAACAGCUGCUCCUGUGGCGCCUGCCCAACGUCCUGAUCAUCCAACUCAAACGCUUCUCCUUCAGGAGCUUCAUCUGGAGAGACAAGAUCAACGACAUGGUGGACUUCCCCGUCAGAAACUUGGACUUGAGUAAGUUUUGUAUCGGUCAGAAGGACGACCUGCAGCAGGCUCCUGUGUACGACCUGUACGCUGUGAUAAACCACUACGGGGGCAUGAUUGGGGGGCACUACACGGCCUACGCCCGCCUGCCCAGCGACAAGAACAGCCAACGCAGCGACGUCGGUUGGCGUCUUUUUGACGACAGCACCGUCACGAUGGUGGAGGAGUCUCAGGUGGUGACUCGUUACGCCUACGUCCUGUUCUACCGCCGCAGGAACAGCCCCGUGGAGCGACCGCCGCGCGUGCCCCGCCCACUCGGAGCGGAGUCGCCCACGACCGCGGGAGCGGCCGCCAGCCAGGCCUCCGGUCAGUCCCUGUUCGGACCCGAUCUGGACCAAGAGGGACCCCCAACGCUGAGCCCCGAGAUCGGGGAGAGCGCCGCGCCGUCCUACAGCAACAUGGAGGAGGUGGACUAAAACCCGGACUAAAACCCGGACUAAAACCCGGACUAAAACCCGGACUAAAAACCGGACUAAAACCAGGACUAAAAACAGGACUAAAAACAGGACUAAAAACAGGACUAAAAACAGGACUACAGCAACAUGGAGGAGGUGGACUAAACCAUGUCUAGAUCAGGAUUAAACCAUAACUAAACCAGGACUAAGCUAGGACCAGACCAGGACCAGACCAGGACUACAGGAACAUGGUGGUGGUGGACUAAACAGAGACUAAACCAGGACUAAACCAGGACUAAACCAGGACUAAACCAGGACUAAACCAGGACUGGACUAGAACUAGACAAGAACCUACAGCAGGACUACACAAACCUGGAGGAGAUGGACUAGACCGGAAACCAGGACUAAACCAGAACUAAACCAGGACUAAACUGAAACCACCCUUGGACUCUGCGAGAACUUGAACAGGUCUAGACGAGGACCGAGUCUGGACUAACCCGGGGAUUAAACCAGGACUCUCCAGGACUAAACGCGGAUCGGGAGAGGUGCUUCUUUCACUUUUAGAAAAAAAAACCCGUUCUGGUCUUUUAUCGGAUCUGUAUUUACCCAAACUCUUCGUCGCCGUCGUCUUCGUUGGGAAACUGAACUUUUCUGAACUUCAGCGCGACUCCUGCUGCCGCGGCAGACGCUCCUACCGCACCCGGAGCUCAACGCGAGGCCCGGACGCCGAGACCAACGCCGAGACCAACGCCGAGCCUCCGGGACCCGAACCCGGACCACGUUGAGUCUUUGUUCUGCAGAAAGUUGCUCUGGGAAACAAAACGGAGGAUCGACAGAAACCGAGAAAACGAAACGAGAAGCGCAAGGGGGAAAUGUCGACGUGAAAAUGUCGUGUUUAAUUCAAAUUCCGGGGUAAAACCUGAUUUAAUUUUCAGUCCGAGUGAAAAAUAAAGUGUGUGGUUUGUUUAACGACGCGAACGAAUGAAAAAUCUGAUUCUAGUUGAUGCUAAAAGUUUAAAAACUGAUGUUGAAACUAAAUCCUCUUCUGUUUUUACAGCCUUAACAUAAAUAAAAAAAUACACAGAUCUUUUUCUCAACGGCCAAAAGUGCCGCGACGUCGAGUAAACGUCACUUUUCGGUUCAUGUUUUUUUGUCGCUUUCUCCAGUAGUUUCAUAAAUCUGCCCCAUCACCAACAAACUCCACAAAGGAUAAACAUUCCACUAUCACUGUCAAGAAUUUUAAUCUUUUAUCAGGUUCUUCAUCAUAUUUUUAUUACUCUUUCAGAGACGCUUCAUUCUUGUCUAGAGUCGUUUAUUUUGAAGUUAAAUCAUCUUCUGCGUGGACACAUCAUUUCACUUCUGGUAGAUUUAAGUGUUUUUAUCUUAAAUUUUGGCCAAACUUUUUUACAGCGAUGAAUUUAUCCACAACUAUGAAGAGAAGAAAGAAGAAAACUUAAAGAAAACGACGACGACACAAAACCGUCACACAACAAACUCAACUCAUGUUCUGAUCAGGAACAAAACAGAAGGAACUUCAAUUCUACAAUUACAAAUAAAAAUGGAUUUGUGACGUUUAAAUGUUCCACGUCUCCAGCACCACAACAUGAGUUUAGUUGAGUUUGAGAUUAAUGUGGCUCGUUGUUUCCUUUAAACUUUCGUCUUUUCUUCUCUUGAUAGUUUGGACUGGGAUCAUUAAGAAGUUACCGAUACGAUACAGACGUCGAUACAGGGAGCUUUCGAUUUGAUACGAUAAAUAUUUCAAAUUGAUUCAACAUAAUUCAAAUAAAAAUAAAGUCUAACUCAUGUGUGACACUAAAAGUCUUUGUUAAAUCACUUCUUCUUGUGUAAAGUUCAUCUGAAACAAACAUUUUAAUCCUCAAAACAGUGAAAAUGUCAAAUGUGUCGCAUAAACUACAACAAAACUGGAGCUGGAACUAAAUCAUUUAGUCAAAUAAACCAAAAAAUCCUUUUGGUGAAAUAUCGAAGCCGCAGAACUCAAUAUCGAUACUGAUAUAUCGAUAUUUUGAUAUUUUUGCAAACCCCUAUUGGAUCGUUGUGGAAAAAUUCUUUAUCACUGCAAAAGUUUGGCUAAAAUUUAAGAUUAAAACACUUGAGAGACACUUUAAAUCAAUCAGAAAAUGAGUUGCAGCAAGAUGAUUUGACUUGACUUUAGUUGAAUUCUCUUCAAAUAAACGACUCUAGACGAGAGUUGAGCGUCUCUGAACAAGUGAGUCGAUAAUAAAUCUGAAAAUAGGAUGAAAAACCUGAUGUAAGGUUAAAAAUCUUGGUCAGAUCAAAGAAAUUUGCAGCGGUGGAAGAAUGUUUACCCUUUGUGGAGUUUGUUGGUUGAAGAUUUGGUGAUGAAGCUGCUGGAGAAAACGACACAUUUACUCAAAAACAUUAAGUGGAACUUCUACAAACCUCCAGCGCGACACUUCAGGCGAUGGGAAAACUUUUUACUGCAAAAUUAUUUAUCAAAUGAAAAUCCUGGAGUUCAAAUUUAUUCAAAUGUUCAAUAGUUUGAUGAGCUUCAGAUCUGUCACGUCUCUGGAUUCAAAUAAUUAACAAAAACAGUAAAAGUCGAUUGAUCUGAGCGGACGCCUUUUUGAGUUUUGUUGAAGGAAAUGUAAACGUUGAGAAAGUUAAAAACGUUUGAAGUGUUUUAAAGGUCGUUCCCGUUGGAGCGACUCCGACUCAGAACCUUUAAAGACGAUCUCGGUGAAACAGGCGUCACAACUUUGGUGCUGAUCUGAGCUCGGGUCAAACCUGAGCUGCUUCACAGACCGCACCUGGUUUGGAUGACAGGUGCUGUGACAGGUGCUCUGAAAGGUGCCCUGGCAGGUGAUCUGACAGGUGCACUGGGCUGUAGCAGAAGGAAUAAUAUCAGGCGCUGACUUUUUAUGCAGAAUCUCAUUGGGUGUUUGUUUUUUUGUUGAUGAUUUGUUUUUUUUUUUGUACUUUUGUUUCCUGCUCCUGUGGACGGACGGAGCUGCGCAGUCGGGCCCUCGUCUGCGCAGUCGGAGCCGAUCUGCGCAGUCGGGACUUGUCUGCGUAGUCUGGUCUCGCUGCUUAGUCAGGCACUUGUCUGCGCAGCGGGGCCUUCGCCCGCGCAGCGGGGCCUUCGUCCGCGCAGCGGGGCCUUCGUCCGCGCAGCGGGGCCUUCGUCCGCGCAGCGGGGCCUUCGUCUGCGCAGCGGGGCCUUCGUCUGCGCAGCGGGGCCUUCGUCUGCGCAGCGGGGCCUUCGUCCGCGCAGCAGGGCCUUCGCCUGCGCAGCGGGGCCUGUGCAUGUGCAUGUGUCUCGCCUGUAAAGUGCAGCCUUCGGCCUUGAGCCUGAUGUUGGUUUCUGUCCGUGAGUCGUGUCUCUGUGUCUCUGCGUAACAUGGGAUCAUUAAAAUGCUGCUGUGGAGAAUAAAAUGGUUAAUAUAAUAAACUCUUUGACAAUGGCUCAAAA